Tetrahymena thermophila SB210 is the source of this 783-nucleotide messenger RNA. Its product is annotated as ribosome-recycling factor. Gene Ontology annotation, biological process: translation. Gene Ontology annotation, cellular component: mitochondrion. The record is from RefSeq and is a predicted model, not a curated record. Gene Ontology annotation, molecular function: ribosomal large subunit binding. The transcript is spliced from 4 exons. Lineage: Eukaryota; Ciliophora; Oligohymenophorea; Hymenostomatida; Tetrahymenidae.
AUGAACAAACUAGUAGAAGCAAGUAAAGGAAUGCUAAAAAGUAGAGCUCUUGCAUUCUUUAAAAAUGGCUUGAUAAAUUAAAGAAGACAGAACUUUUUUGUUUUGUAGAAGAUUAACAAACAAUAAAACUUUUUAAGCAUAGCUCAAUUUGAUUUUUCUACAAAAGUUGGCAAGAAAAAAUAAGAAAAGAUUGAAAAGCAAAAAGAAAAGGAAACUAGAGAAACUCCUUAAGGCACUAUUGAUUUAACUCCUGUUGAAGAAACCAUGAAGGCAUAAUUAGAUCAUACUAAAGCUGAAUUAGCUAAACUUAAAACUGGUAGACUGACUCCAGAUAUGUUCGAAAAGUUAUCUGUUGUUGCUUAUGGCGAAAAAACUCCUUUAACUGAGCUAUGUUAAAUAGUAUCUAAGGCUGUUACUACAGUUUAAUUAAAUAUCUAUGAUGAUGCCUUAGUAGGUGCUAUUCACAAAAUUUUAGAAAAUUCUGAUUUGAAUCUCUAAUUGAAGAGAGAAGGCAAAAUAAUAACCUGCACAAUGGUAGGAGGAAAUACCAAGGAAAUUAAAGAUGCAACUAUUAAAGCUGCUAAGAGUGUUGUUGAUAAAGCUAAAAAUUUACUCAGAAAACACCGUUAAACUGGUCAGGAUAUGAUCAAGGGAUAUAAGAAAUUCGAAAGCGAGGAUUUCAUUAAAGAAGCUGAAAAAGAAGUUGAUAAUAUUCACAAUAAAUUCGUUGCUGAAUUAGAUAAUUUAUUGAAAAUCAAAGAAAAAGAAAUUAUUUCUUCUUGA